Messenger RNA from Mycosarcoma maydis (corn smut), 1680 nucleotides. RefSeq lists its product as uncharacterized. The record is from RefSeq and is a predicted model, not a curated record. The transcript has a single exon. Lineage: Eukaryota; Fungi; Basidiomycota; Ustilaginomycetes; Ustilaginales. Bases 1 to 1680 code for a protein of 559 amino acids.
AUGCGUCGCUCUCAUCCGACCGCGUUUCUCUUGAAAAAGCGCGACGGCUGUGCGGUCUGCAACAACAUCGCCCCUUGCCCAGUUUGCGCCGCUGGUCAACAAUGUCAACAGAUCUUUCGCUCUUCCUGCCAAGACUGUCCUGUCAACAAGUGCGUCGCCAUCCCCGGAUACGCGGCGCACAAGAGCAGCAACUCGUCUGCUUUGGGAGGCGGUCUUGCAGCCCUCUUCAUCGUAGCGCUCGCAGCCGCGGUUGGCUUCUGCUUCUGGAAGCGCCUCAAAGCCAAACGUCGUCUCGCUUUGCAUCAGGAUGCUAUGGAACGACGCGAAAAGCUGCGCAACGAAAAGCAAGCCAUCACCCUCCAGCUUGGUGGUGGCGCCCAAAAACCUCGCACUUCUGACGCUCCCAAUUCGGCGUUUGCCAUUAUCGAUGCGGAUGACCUGGACAACGAUACCGAGUAUACUCAGGUGACAGGCGUGCUGAACAACGACAAGGGUGGCCUGGGCUCGCUGGCUGAGCCCACCGCUUUCAGGCGCAAAUCGUUUGGCGCGGCGACCCACCUUUCCAGAAUCACGGAAGGCGCCGAGGAGGAGGAGGAAGAAGAUUCGCACGCGAGUGCAGCUGAUGGCUCGGUGCCAGCCACGAAUCGCAAACGCAACACGGUCGCGUCGAUUCAGUCGAGCGCUCGAUCGCUUACUAGCGGCGCUGGUCCCAGGGUCAGUAUCGGCUCUGGCACAAGCAGCUUUGGCUCGCACAACAUCAUUCCGAUCGCUUUCAAGCCUUCGGCUACCGCGUAUGGCGCUUCUUUCGAGGAUGCAAGUGCGGGUGAUGGUGGAUCUCUAGCCGACUCUCCAUCCAUCUCACCACUCGUUCUACCCUCCACCGCUCACCGCGCCACGGGCGCGCCCGUGGUGCAAGUCAACACUUUGCGUCUGGGUCCAGUUCGACCCACGCGCGCGCCCGACCUGAACCUUCGCAUCCCGGACUCGUCGCAACCUCAUCGACCCACCAACUCGUCGCCGCUCGCUCAAUCGCAGCUGCAACCGCAACCGCACUCGGCGCCCAGCAGCACCACUUCUUACGCAGACCAAGACCAAGCCGCAUACGACUUUAUGUCGAUUGACCCCGUCGACACACUCAAGGCCUCGGCUGCGUACUCUCGCUCCGACCGACCACUUUCGAGCGCGACGAUCAACACGAUUGGUUCGACGCAUUCGGGGAGCCUGUCGUACGUGCUGUCGGCACCACAGGUGAUCACGCCGGUCAGUGCGGAAGGCGUAAGAAGGGUGCAGGUGGAGAAGGGGGGUAAGGCGCAGUUGGUCAAAGUGCCGAGUCUGAAACGCAAGCCGGUUCCCACGGAUCCGUUCAAAGAUCCUCAGGAGGAGACGGAACUCGCUCCGCCUCACUCGAACCGGUUCGGCGGGCGAGCGCGAGGAGGCGAUCGAACAUCGACUGUCUCGGCGUCGACGUUGGGCAUCCCGUUCGGGGAAACGCCGUUCGGCACAAUUCAACCGCCGCCACACCAGACUUCGCCAAGCGAUGCAGCCGAGCGAUCCUCCUGGUUGGGCACGGGCGCCAGUUCGACAGAUAGCGCCGUGCAGACGCGCGCCAACGAUCCGUUCCAGGACCCUGCGCCUCCGUCUGAAGGCGCUCUCGCUAGGCGUUCCGACGAAUGCACUUGA